AAAGAUAAUAUGGCUGGUAGGCUGCCACGAUAAAGCCAUCAUAGCCUAUUUCUGUCCGAAGGAGAAUUGAGCUGUGGUGGAAACGUAAACAUGGAUCGAAUCUUCCACAAUGCGCGCUUUGUGGAACAACACAAGACGGAGCUUAUUCGGAUGGUGGGGGUGAAGGUGAUUCCACUUGUAGAUCAGCUGAUGUCACAGGGCAUGCUCCAACUUGAGACACUCUCCAAGAUCCAUGCAGCGAACACCAGCCAGGAGCGAAUGAGGGAACUCUUCAAAGCUCUGGACACAGGAGGAGACAGAGUGAAAUCUGCCUUUUACUGCACGCUCAGGGAGCAUGACCCUCAGCUCAUCCAGGAUCUGGAACAAAGUGGUGGAAGUAGUAGCAGAACAGCUGAAUCCUCGUCUCCAGAAGUGAAACGCGUGAGAUAUCUAGGCCCAGAUGUUGCAGCAUAUAAGGCCAAGAUCCACGCUGAAUAUAAGUUGGUGCAGGAGUAUAACAGCUUGCCAGGGGAUGUGGUCCUGCUGGACGACCGCUACAUAGAGCCCCGUAUCGCUCGGCACUGCAGCCUGCCGAUGGAGCGAGGUGUAGCAGGGACCUCAUCCAGAGGAGAGAGUCUUGGGCAGUUUCUGGACACCAGGGCAGAGGAGCCCCAUAGUGUCAUAUGUCUGGGUCAGCUGUUUAGCCCUGAUCACAAGGGCACCAUCCCAAAGGCAGUGGUCCUCCAGGGAGGCUCUGGGUACGGCAAGUCCUUCACUGCCCAAAAGAUCUUGUCUGACUGGGCAUCUGGAAGACCGUACUGUGAGUAUUUCCAUAUGGUUUUGUUCCUGAGAGCCCAGGAGGUGAUUGCCUCCUCAGGACACAAGAGCGUGCUGGAUCUCUUCUGCAGCAGUGACAGGUUUAGACCAAUGGUCAGAGACUUCCUGCUGAAAUCGCCCGACAGGAUGCUCUUUAUCAUCGAUGGCUUUGAUGACCUCGAUGUGGCCGUGGAGGACACCGGCAUGCCACCUCCUGGUGACGCCUUGACGCCACUUCCUGGUGACGCCUUCACACCCGCUCCAGUAGAAGCUACCUUGAAGGCCCUCCUGAAGGGACAGGUCCUGCCUCAGAGCAUCCUGCUUGUCACCACCAGGUCUGCUGCCUCGGACAGACUGAGCAAGCUGCUCAAGCGGCCUCUGCAUUUCACUGAGAUCCUGGGUUUCUCCGAGCAUGCAGUGGAGGAGUACAUCCAUAGGUUCUUUGACAACAAGCAAGUUUCUGAGACUUUGCUUCGGUACGUCAGGUUAAACCCGAUUCUCUUGUCGGCCUGCCUCGUCCCCGUCGUUUGCUGGAUCGUCUGCACGGUUUUCCAAGGGCUGGACGUGAUGAGGGGGCUGGAGACCACAACCUCCGUAUUUGUAGAGUUCCUGCUCACGCUAUUGGAGCACCACUGCCAGGACUUGAGUCAGCCUGUGCCUGCUCUGCUGAGGAGCCUGGGGCAGCUGGCUGAGAGGGGCAUUCUGGAGCAGAGAGUCCUGUUUGAUGAGAAGAGCAUUUCCGAAGACCUGUCAGAUCCCAUGCAUGUCCCGUUCCUUUGUAAAAACAUUCUGGAGGUGAAAGGCAGCCUGGAGACUAUGUACAGCUUCACACAUCCAGGCUUUAUGGAGUUUUUCUGCGCUCUCCACCAUGCCCUUAUAGAGGAUGAGGACGUGGUGGGCGAGAAGCUGAAGGACAUGCUUCUCUCUGCUCAUAAAGGGAGAAGCAACAGGCACUACGUCAUCCAGUUCCUAUGCGGACUCUCCAACAAAGAGGUGGGCAACUCUCUCAUGGAGCCAGUCUUCAUGGAAGCAGUGACCUUCUCUACAUCUGUCAUCUGUGGUCAGCUGAGAAGAUGGAUUCUUGAUGAAAUGCGCAGCCCUGGAUGGGGAGAUCAGUCGAAACUCUUCAUUCUCCUCUGUCUCUUUGAACUGCAUGACCGUGACUUUGCCGAGCAGGCCAUGGGGGUUUGGGCUGACAUUACACUAGACCACACUCGGAUGGGCAAAACUGACUGCUGGGCACUUCUGUAUUGUUUGCAGUGCUGUCAGAGGGUACAAACCCUCAGCCUUCUGAACUGCAACAUGACCUCAGAGAAACUGAGGAUGCUGCAGCCUGCACUGAGCAGAUGUAAGCAGCUGGGGCUGGAAGUGGAGGACUUGUCAGGGCACCAUCUUGGUGAACUGAUCCUAGAUGUUGCAGGGGAAAGCAGACUGCACCUUAGUGUGACUAACAUCACAGACCGGACUGGAGAGAGCCUUGGUAUGCUACUGAGACUGACGAAGGAUGUGAACCGAUUCACCGUGACAGUAAGGCACCACACCCAUCUGGCCCCUGAGAGGCACAUGCCUGUGGUCGGGCUCCCUUCGAGGCAAGGUUCCCUUCCGCUUGUGGAGCCCAGGGCCCUGGACCCUACUGUCUCCCAUUCCUCGUCAUCCUCACAUCCACACACAAAACCAGCAGCCCCUCAUAGGACACCAGCACAUCCAUACACGGAAUCAGCAGACUCUCAUAGAACACCAACACGUCCACACAUGGAACCACCAGUCCCUCAUAGGACACCAACACGUCCACACACGGAAUCAGCAGACUCUCAUAGAACACCAACACGUCCACACACGGAACCAGCUGUCUCUCACCUCACACUCACACUUCUUCACUCUGAAGGGAUAGCUAAGGUGAACUGGGCUGAGUUCUUCCAGAAGUUUCACCAGCUCUGGGAUCUGAAAGAAGACACAGUGGGUUCUGAGUGCUGUGUGGCAGAGCUGCUGUCAUUCCUGCACUCUCUGUCAGACUGUGAGCGGUUGGAGGUGGGCCUGAGAAGACUGACAGAGGGCUGGGCCAAUCGAAUCCUCACACUCAUUGAGGUCAGCCCCAGCCUCAAACACAUCAGAUUGUGUGCUGGCUUGAGUGGAGAUGGAGUGUUAGAGGAGAACGCAAUCCAGAUUCUCAGAGAUUCCCCAAAGCGCCCAGGCUGCACUCUGGUCAUUAUAGGGUGUAAACCUGAACAGGAGGGUGAAGGAGAUCAAGUGAACAUUCAGAUGGAGGGACGGGCUUUCAAUGAGCAGAGAAUAGGGAGAAUCCGGCUACAGCAACCUGCUGCAGAAACAGAAGACCUCGAGGAGGGUAGGAGUGAUGAAGGCUUUGAAAAUGAAGACCAAAAGAAGUGUUUACAUGAAGAAGAGAUGGAUACAGCUCAGGAUGAGCCAGGAAGAUUAGAGUCAUCAGCUGGAAAACUCCAUCAACACUUCAUUGGUGCACUAAGGAGCUGUCAAUCAUGUGCAGGCAUUCCAGACUCUACCCACUGGGCUCUGAUAGAGCCCUCCAUCUCCACGGAGACAGGGCUGUCUGUGUACUGCCUCAGCUCUCCUGCAGGGAGUUAUGAGUGCAGAGUGUCUGGUUUGCGCUGGGUGUGUGCUGCUGAAGUCACCCUGCAGUACCACUUCUGCACUGAGGAGCAGUUCUCUGCCCAGCUGGAGCUUUUACAGUACAGGCCCAUCAGUCCUCUGAUGGACAUCAAGGUUCUCUCAGGUGAACUGGAGGAGGUCCAUCUGCCCCACUCUCUCUGUCUGGGACUUUCUGACCAUUCUAAGAUAAGGGACGCAGUGAGAGUUCUGCAUGGGGACGACAGCGGUGUUACCCUGGAGAUGUGCGAGCUGAUGCCCUUCCACGCCAGGCUUGUAAGGCCUUGCUUCUCUCUGAAGGAGGUUGUGGCUUGGAUGGGUUUCAGUGUACCAACUCACUGUGAGGUGCUAAUCUAUCAGUCUUAUCCAGAUCCACUCAUUCUGAACACCUAUGUUGUGCCAGUCCCAUCCAGAGCAAGGCAUGCUGUAGAGAGGGACUGGCAAAGCCGUGGCAUCUACAUCAAGAAGCCUCGACCCAAGGAAUCGUUCUGGAUCAAUUCAAAUUUCAAGUUAUCCACUUCCUGCCGGUCUGAGAUCGAACCAAAGGAGAUCACUCUGACAUAUAAUACGCCUCCAGAAUACUUUGAGGUGUGCAUUAAAAAGCCAGAUGAUGACUUUCACUUGAAGCUGACCAUUCCAGAAGAGGAAAGGUCCAUAUGGAAAGCUAUUAUUCGAAAAGGACCUGACUACAAAAACACUACGUUGCAAAACGUAGGUGAAGAGCCUGGAGCUUUGAGGCUUCCUCGUCCAUCAACUUCGGCUGAGAUCUUCCCGGUCAGAUCCCCAUCAACCAGUACUGAGCAGUAUUCACCCCCAGCAUUAACAAUUAAAGCAACAGAUUUUGUGUUUAACGCUCGGACUGAACUGAUAAACAGAAUAGAAGAUGCCUCUCUGAGAACUUUACUAGAUGGCCUUCAGAAACCCACCCCUGACAUGCCUCCAGUGAUUAAGGGCAGGGAGAGGAAUGAGGUUCUGCAGAAAAACAGUGUGACUGAGGACCAGGUGACCUGCCUGGUUGACAAGGUGUUGAAAAAGGGUGAACGAGCUUGUGAGAGAUUUCUGUCUCUCCUUAAAGGAGUGGAGCCUGGCCUCUGUGAGGAGCUUGGUCUGUAAACGAGUCCUUGAUCAUGACUUGUUGAAUAGCAUAUAUUAUAUAUUUCUGUUUGCGGACAGAUCAAGGGAUCAUGGGAUAAUUCUCUGCCUACUUAGAUAUGCAACUGUUUGGGAAGCUGUGCCUCUGGGCUCAGCGACACUCUAACAGAGCAUGUUAAGUGUCCAUGCCUGCAUUAUUGGGAAUGCUUUGAAAUAUGACAGACAUGUUGAAGUCAAACAUUGAAUUGUUUAUUUAUUAUGUAAAAAAAUGUGUGUACAUGUGUACACUUAAUUGAACAUUGUGAUAAACCUUAACCUCUCAUUAAUGUAAAUUAGUACAUGAAUUGUAAUUGCUGAACAGUGAACACAUAAGACAAGCAGAGGCUCUCAUGCAGCUUCUGAGAUAAGGAUAACAAUACUGAUUAUGUCUGCUCUGCAUGAGCAUCUGUGUCAUGGUGGUCCAGACUGGGGAGUGAUUCUGUCCCUACCUGAUGCCCGAUGCUGAUUGGAAAUCUACCCUAAGCCCCACAUGGAUCCAGGGGAUCAGAAAUGGAAAUCUACCCUGAGACUUAUAUGGAUCCAGUGGAUCAGAAACAGUCAUGGGCCGUACAUCGUCCAGCUUCUGAUAAUUAUGGAUAAGGAUUAUAUCACUGCCAUAACAUGGUUAUGUCGCAGGCUGCUACUUCCAUUUACAUUAUAGAACAUGUAACCUGUGUAUAUGCAUAAAGAUUUUGUACAUACAUAUUUGCCUUGCCUCUUUAUAAUGA
This is a messenger RNA of Sardina pilchardus (European sardine), 5276 nucleotides long. RefSeq names its product NACHT, LRR and PYD domains-containing protein 1 homolog. Bases 91 to 4530 code for a protein of 1479 amino acids. The record is from RefSeq and is a predicted model, not a curated record. NCBI's taxonomy places the organism in Eukaryota, Metazoa, Chordata, Actinopteri, Clupeiformes, Clupeidae. Gene Ontology annotation, biological process: regulation of apoptotic process. Gene Ontology annotation, cellular component: cytoplasm. The transcript has 14 exons.